AUGGGAGGAGGACGAAAAACAAAGUCCGGCACGGCCGUCGCACCGAUAUUCCGGACCCGGCCGGACAAAGAGCAGCCGCAUGCAGAGGACCAGCAGGCCCCAGACUCUGAAUCCGAGGACAGUACACGCAGCCACAAAGCUGAAUCCUCCCCCCUCACUAAACAAGACCUCAGAACCCUGCUCCACGACAUGAAAUCCCUGGUGGCUGCAGAACUCACAAAGCACCUGGCCCCCAUUAAGGAGGGCCUGGCAGACCUCACCCGGCGCACCCACGAGGUAGAGGACAGACUGGAAGAGGUGCUCACCACCACAAACGACCAUGAUGCUGCCCUCAAAGACCUCAGAGAACAGAUAACCCUCCUAGAAGAGGCACAGGAGGACCUCAAUAAUAGAUCCAGACGAAAUAACAUCCGAAUAAGGGGUCUCCCUGAAACUUACACACAGGACACCCUAGCUGCCAUGCUGCACGAAGCCUUUAGCAGUUUGCUCCCAGACGCACCGCCGACUGACCUGCUCCUGGACAGGGCACACCGGGCCCUCCGCCCCCCAGCCGCAAACCCCACACAGCCCAGAGACAUAAUACUGCGAUGCCACUACUUCCACACAAAAGAAGCAAUCAUGAGAGCAGUAAGGGAAACCCCCCUCCAAAUCGAAGGCCACACGGUGCAACUGUACCAAGACCUGGCGCCCACAACUCUCCGCAAACGACGAGAGCUACGGCCAUUGACCCAAGCCUUACAACAGAGAAGGAUACGGUACUCCUGGGGCCACCCGUUUAAACUCAUGGUCCGACAUGACAACCAAACCUUUACCCUAACCAGGCCAUCAGAAGCGCAGACUCUCGCCUCCCAACUGGGCCUGAAUGACCUGCAGCUAAACCUACCUGCCAGCUCCCAGACCACCGCACCCCAGCACGGUUCGUGGGAACCCCAGCGCACGGGCGACCGCAGAUACUCUAGGAGACAGCGGCCUACCCAACCACACACUCCACAUGAUUAACUGAUGCUUCCCUUGCAACUACCCAGGGCGCCGCUGUCGCAGAUUCCUGCUGCCCCGGUGCAGACAUGGCCCCCGACAACCCGAUUGCCUCGGAAGGAUAUCCGCGUUUAGGACGCAACCGCUACUUUGCACACCGGGUCCCAAGACUCUCUCCCCAACACGCACCAUCUACCAACCCUCUGCGACUUCGCAGCUGCAAGUCCAACACGACACCAACCAUGUAA
Pelobates cultripes (western spadefoot toad) is the source of this 1223-nucleotide messenger RNA. The record is from the annotation of a GenBank genome assembly. NCBI's taxonomy places the organism in Eukaryota, Metazoa, Chordata, Amphibia, Anura, Pelobatidae.